CGCCGACCUGGGGCUCAGUCUGUGACACUCUGUACCAGCCAACAAGCUCCUGCAAACGAGGAAAGUGCAAGGUGCUCAGAGCAGCUGGAGCCUCCCUGGCACCGAGGAGCCAACGCCGGGACGUGGCACGCUGCGCCAGCACAUCGUCCCUCUCCCCCUGUCCCUAGGAGGUUCAGCGGUGCACCGUGAGCUUGAUCUACCCUGACCUGCUGCGGGACACGUCCCCGUGGAGCCCCACCAUCCACCCAUGCUGCGCUUCUUCUGGGACAGCAUCUCCUUCCAGAUGCUCCUCAUCUUCCUCGUCGUCUUCCUGCUCGUCGCUGACUACAUGAAGAACAGAAAGCCGAAGCAUUUCCCUCCCAGCCCCUUCCGCCUCCCCUUCGUGGGGCACAUCCACAUGCUGAACUUCAACGAUCCCCACAUCAUGGUGGAGAAGUUUACUAAAAAAUACGGGGACAUCUUCCACAUGCAGAUGGGCAGCACAUCAUUUGUGUGUGUAAAUGGGCUGCGGCUGAUUAAAGAAGUUCUUGUAAACCAAGCGGAAAACUUCAUGGAUCGCCCUGAAAUUCCUAUCGACAGUGAGGUCUUCAGCAAAAGGGGGCUUGUCUCCUCCAAUGGGCACUUGUGGAAGCAGCAGAGAAGGUUCACCUUGACCACCCUCCGAAACUUUGGCUUGGGGAAGAGGAGCCUGGAGGAGCGCAUCCAGGAGGAGUCACAAUGCCUUGUGGAUGCAUUUAGGGAUGAGCAGGGGAAUCCUUUCAACCCUCACUUUAAAAUCAACAACGCCAUUUCAAACAUCAUCUGCUCUGUCACCUUUGGCAACCGGUUUGACUACCAUGAUGAGGACUUCCAAAAAUUGCUGCGGCUGAUCGACGAGACGGUUGGCCUCCAUGCGUCCGUCACGAGCCAGCUGUACAACUCUUUCCCGUCUAUAAUGAAGUUCUUGCCUGGAUCCCACCAAACCAUUUUUAAAAACUGGAGGCUGUUGAAAAGUUUCGUUAGAGAGAAGAUCAACAAACACAAGGAGGACUGGAACCCCUCGGAGAGCCGGGACUUCAUCGAUAGCUACCUGCAGGAGAUAGCCAAGGACGAUGGCAGUGGCAGCUUCCAGGAGGAAAACCUCGUGGCGUGCACACUCGACCUGCUGUUCGCCGGGACCGAGACCACUUCCACAACCAUCCGCUGGGCUCUGCUGUAUAUGGCCAUGUAUCCGGAAAUUCAAGCCCGCGUGCACGCGGAGAUUGACGCAGUCAUCGGGCAGGGGCGGCAGCCAUCCCUGGAGGACAGGAACAACAUGCCCUACACCAAUGCUGUCAUCCACGAAGUGCAGAGGAAAGGCAACAUCAUCCCUUUCAAUGUGCCAAGACUGACGGUGAAGGACACGGUCGUGGACGGCUUCCAUAUACCAAAGGGCACUGUUUUGAUCACAAAUUUAACCUCUGUGAUGUUUGACAAGAACGAGUGGGAAACCCCCAACACUUUUAACCCUGGGCAUUUCCUGAAGGAUGGACAGUUCUGGAAAAGGGAGUCUUUUGUGCCGUUCUCUCUAGGGAAGCGCUCCUGCCUGGGUGAGUCGCUGGCCCGCGCCGAGCUCUUCCUCUUCUUCACGACUCUGCUCCAGAAAUUCACCUUCCAGCCACCCCCGGACACCACGCUCAGCCUGCAGUUCAAGCUGGGCAUGACGAUGACCCCGCAGCCCUACAAGAUCUGCGCCGUGCCUCGGUAGGGAAGCCUCGGCCACCAUCCUUGCAGGGACAAAUCCUUUGGCAAGGAUGUCGAACGGCUCCAAGGGAAAACAACCACCCGGCUCCUGGGAGAGGCUGGGCAGUCUGUUUGUUCCUUUUAAAGCCAUUGCAAAAUCAUUUUUCACAAGCGGACCGAGGUGAGCAGCCUGGGAUCUGCCAGGGCACUUUUCGGCUUGGGAUGCAGCACUGCAAAUGAAUGAGGGACGUGGGGCUUCUCUAGUUUAAUGAUGUACAGCCAUGCUUCACCAGGGCAGGAAAAUGAGAAACGCUUUAGUGAUUGCAGUGUGCAGGCUGUGACUACGUACUGUGGAAGAACAGUACCAGCCUUUGUUUUAUAACAUUAAUGCAGGUAUUAAUUGCAAACGUUUUUUGAUCUUGUUAUCCUUGACACGUAAUCCAUUAAAAAAAAGUCAUGCUGUAACAUCUCUUUCCCAUGCAUCAAUAAAUCCUUAUGAAAACA
Molecule: messenger RNA, 2205 nt
Organism: Chroicocephalus ridibundus (black-headed gull)
Lineage: Eukaryota; Metazoa; Chordata; Aves; Charadriiformes; Laridae
Product: cytochrome P450 2J2-like
Exons: 10
Coding region: 248-1726 (492 amino acids)
Biological process (GO): xenobiotic metabolic process
Cellular component (GO): intracellular membrane-bounded organelle; cytoplasm
Molecular function (GO): oxidoreductase activity, acting on paired donors, with incorporation or reduction of molecular oxygen, reduced flavin or flavoprotein as one donor, and incorporation of one atom of oxygen; heme binding; iron ion binding
Source: RefSeq, a predicted model, not a curated record